Mandrillus leucophaeus (drill) is the source of this 3117-nucleotide messenger RNA. It is a transcript of the gene SORBS3, whose product is annotated as sorbin and SH3 domain containing 3. Gene Ontology annotation, molecular function: protein binding. The transcript is spliced from 21 exons. The coding region runs from base 202 to 2352 and encodes 716 amino acids. NCBI's taxonomy places the organism in Eukaryota, Metazoa, Chordata, Mammalia, Primates, Cercopithecidae. The record is from RefSeq and is a predicted model, not a curated record.
UUUCCUUGCCCAGGCAGAAAAGAUGUCAGAGGGAGGGUGAACCCAGGGCCCAUCUGUGGGUAUGGGCUCCAAUUUCCUAAAUUGUCUGUGGUUAUAACCAUGGCUUCCACCUUGUCUGGCACCCGGUCCACAUCUUUUCUGAGAUCUGCUAGAAGGUCAGAGCCCUAGAGAAUAAGAGAAGCUUGCUGCUGGUGAGGGGGUAUGGCCAGGAUUCCUGGAGUCGGAAGAGCUUCAGCUUCACCAUCUUGGGAGAAGAAGGAAGAAAGUGAAAGUGAUGUGGUCCUUCUUAGUCCCAAGGACCCUGACAGAGGACACGCAGAGGAGCAGCUGGCUCGCCCUGAGUCCUCCAACCUUAACCCAAGCAUGCAGGGCCCACCCCGAAGCCUCCCUGCUGGGCUCAGCCUGGAUGACUUCAUCCCUGGCCACCUCCAGUCCCACAUAGGGUCUUCCUCCCGGGGGACACGGGUGCCCGUGAUCCGGAAUGGUGGCUCCAACACCCUUAAUUUCCAGUUCCACGACCCCGCGCCCAGGACUGUGUGCAAUGGCUGCUACACACCAAGACAAGAUGCUUCCCGGCACCCGGACCCCACGUGUUAUCAGACCUGGCCAGGCCCUGGGAGCAAGCCCUCUGCAAGCACAAAGAUCCCUGCCUCCCAGCAUGCCCAGAACUGGUCAGCCACGUGGACCAAGGACAGCAAGCGUCGGGACAAGCGCUGGGUCAAGUACGAGGGAAUCGGGCCCGUGGAUGAGAGCGGAAUGCCUAUUGCCCCGAGAUCCAGUGUUGACAGCCCCAGAGACUGGUACCGGAGAAUGUUCCAGCAGAUUCACCGGAAAAUGCCAGACCUGCAGCUGGACUGGACCUUCGAGGAGCCACCCAGAGACCCCAGGCAUCUAGGAGCCCAGCAAAGACCUGCCCACAGGCCCGGCCCGGCAGCAUCUUCCAGUGGAAGAAGCUGGGACCACUCUGAAGAGUUACCUAGAAGCACCUUCAGCUACAGACCUGGAGCGUUCUCCACUGUGCUGCAGCCCCCAAAUCAGGUGCCCAGACGCCGAGAAAAAGGAGACAAUGUCUGGACAGAAGAGUCCUGGAACCAGUUUCUGCAGGAACUAGAGACUGGGCAGAGGCCCAAGAAACCGCUGGUGGACGACCCUGGUGAGAAGCCCUCCCAGCCCAUUGAGGUGAGUGCUGCAGGGGCCCUGCCGGGCCUCACCCUUCCCGGCGCAGCGACUCGGGAAGUAGGACAUCCUGUGGAGAGCCCAGGACCCGGGAGACGCCCUGGGAGGAGCCCGGCCUCAGCCUGGAGCUCCAGCUCCCCGAAUGCACCUUACCUGGGUUCCGCCCGGUCCCUGAGCCCCCGCAGAAUGGCUGAUGGAGGAAGCCCCUUUCUAGGUCGGAGGGACUUUGUCUACCCUUCCUCAACCCGAGACCCUAGUGCCUCUGAGGGAGGAAUCAGCCCAGCCAGGAGGGAAGAGAAGAAGAGGAAGGCCGCCAGGCUCAAGUUUGACUUCCAGGCGCAGUCUCCCAAGGAGCUGACUCUGCAGAAGGGUGACAUUGUCUACAUCCACAAGGAGGUGGACAAGAACUGGCUGGAGGGAGAGCACCAUGGCCGCCUAGGCAUCUUCCCUGCUAAUUAUGUGGAGGUGCUGCCUGCAGAUGAGAUCCCCAAGCCCAUCAAGCCCCCGACCUACCAGGUGCUGGAGUAUGGAGAGGCUGUGGCCCAGUACACCUUCAAGGGGGACCUGGAGGUGGAGCUGUCCUUCCGCAAGGGAGAGCACAUCUGCCUGAUCCGCAAGGUGAAUGAGAACUGGUACGAGGGGCGCAUCACGGGCACGGGGCGCCAAGGCAUAUUCCCCGCCAGCUACGUACAGGUGUCUCGUGAACCCCGGCUCCGGCUCUGUGACGACGGCCCCCAGCUCCCCGCAUCUCCCCGCCUGACCGCUGCCGCCCGUUCAGCCCAUCACCCCAGCUCCCCCUCAGCCUCGCGCAGCCCAGCUGACCCCACCGACUGGGGAGGGCAGACCUCCCCCCGCCGCACUGGCUUCUCCUUCUCCACCCAGGAGCCUAGACCCCAGACCCAGAAUCUUGGCACCCCUGGUCCAGCUCUGUCCCACCCUCGAGGUCCCAGCCAUCCCCUGGACCUGGGGACCUCUUCUACUAACGCCUCUCAGAUACACUGGACCCCGUACCGGGCGAUGUACCAGUACAGGCCCCAGAAUGAAGACGAGCUGGAGCUGCGCGAGGGGGACAGGGUGGAUGUCAUGCAGCAGUGUGACGAUGGCUGGUUUGUGGGUGUCUCCCGGAGGACCCAGAAAUUCGGAACAUUCCCUGGAAAUUACGUUGCCCCGGUGUGAGUGGUCUCCAUGGCAACUUGGAGCCAGCCAGGAUGGGGUGGGGAGCAGUGGCACUCGUGGGAGGGACAUGACCCCCGCCCACAUCCUCCUUCCCCAGGACCUGAGCUCCCGGCAUCUGCAGACGACCCCCGCAGCCUUUCCCUCGGACCCCCCUCGAAGCCCCCUGGACUGAUUCCCACCCACGACUCACAGACAUUCCUCCCACAGCCCUUUCAUUUCCUCCCCACCCCACUCCCCAAAUACAGAGGUCCGCUUUGAAGUGGAGACCAUUUCCAGGCCUUAUUGAGACCAGACCCCAAGUCCCCCACCCCCAUCCUGCUCCAGCUUUCCUCUAACAGGGACCAGCGCUCCGCUUUGCCCCCAGGGGGUUCCUCUAACCAGGACCAGCUUCCUAGCCUCCUAGAGACCAAAGGCCGCCCCCGCCUGCUGGGGUUCCUCCCACCACCCCAGCUUGCCGGCUGCCCACUUUGCCUUCUGGCCUCCAGCUGGGCGUGGGGGGCGGAGCAAGGCGGGGGACAGCAGCACCUUCUUAGCGAUCCAGGCCUUAGCGAUCCAGCUCUGGCCCCAAGGCUACCUCUUCCCAGGGGCUAUCAAGUCCUGGGCCUGGCCCUGGAAUAUCACCCCACACUGUGGGGCCGGGCACCACUAGCCUGGCUCAAAUGUUCCCCAGGGAGACUGCUGUGUGCUGCCCGCCUGCCUGCUGGCUCUCCCCCAGCCCCACGUCCCCUCUGGAAGAGAAUGUAAAAUAAACCUGGACACAAGGGA